UAAUAAAUAUUCUUAAUUGUUUGACAGAGAAAGCAAAAGCUGAAAAAAAAAAAAGAAUUGAACAGUUAACCUCCUCGAAUUUUCUGAUCAUUCAUUUCAUUCCAUUUUCCCUCACUUUCCUUCCAUCCAAACAUCCCUUAGAACUGUCUGCAUGGAUUCAGAGGAUGAUAUGAUGGACGCGAACGAUGUUGAAUCAGAAAAUGAUGAUUUCUACAGCGGCGACAUGGACGAAUACGAGGACAACUGUUACAGCGAUGGCGAUGUCAAUGUUGACGAUGAUGAUGGACCUGACUAUGACUUCAUGGCUGAAGCCGCCGAUGAUUUCGAUGAUUCUGUGUUAGCCCGUUCUCAGCAAAAUUAUACCAUCUUGAAGGAACCCGAUAUAAGACAACGUCAGGGAGAUGAUAUUACCAGAGUGUCUACUGUCCUUUCCAUAUCAAAACCUGAAGCAAGCAUCUUACUCCGUCAAUAUAAUUGGAGCAUUAGUAGAGUGCAUGAUGAAUGGUUUUCUGAUGAGGAGGCAGUCCGGAAAUCUGUUGGCUUGCUGGAAAAACCAGUAGUUCAACUUUCCAAUGCUAGAGAACUUACUUGUGGGGUCUGUUUUGAAUCUUUUUCUCGCGAUAAGAUUACUUCAGCUGCUUGUGGCCAUCCUUUUUGUAUGGCAUGCUGGUCAGGUUACAUCAGUACAACUAUUAAUGAUGGUCCUGGAUGUUUGAUGCUGAGAUGUCCUGUACCGUCUUGUCAAGCUGCUGUUGGUCAAGACAUGAUAAAUUUGUUGGCAUCUGAUGAGGAUAAGGAGAAGUAUUCUCGUUAUCUUCUUAGGUCAUACAUUGAAGACAACAGAAAGACAAAGUGGUGUCCUGCUCCAGGGUGCGAGUAUGCUGUUGAUUUUGCAGCUGGUGGUGGAAGCUUUGAUGUUUCCUGCCUCUGUUCUUAUAGCUUUUGCUGGAAUUGCACAGAGGAAGCUCACCGUCCUGUGGACUGCGGAACUGUGGCAAAGUGGAUUUUGAAGAACAGCGCAGAGUCUGAAAACAUGAAUUGGAUACUUGCCAACUCCAAGCCUUGUCCUAAGUGCAAGCGGCCGAUUGAGAAAAACCAAGGGUGUAUGCACAUGACAUGCACGCCACCUUGUAAAUUUGAGUUUUGCUGGCUAUGCCUUGGUGCUUGGUCCGAUCAUGGUGAGAGGACUGGUGGUUUUUAUGCUUGUAAUAGAUAUGAAGCAGCUAAGCAAGAGGGAGCGUAUGAUGAAGCAGAGAGGAGGAGAGAAAUGGCAAAAAAUUCUUUGGAGAGGUAUACACAUUAUUAUGAGCGAUGGGCAAGCAAUCAAUUGUCGAGGCAAAAAGCUCUUGCAGAUUUACAACAAAUGCAGAAUGUGCAUCUUGAGAGACUUAGCGACAUACAAUGCACACCAGAGUCCCAGCUCAAGUUCAUUACUGAUGCCUGGCUUCAGAUAGUUGAAUGCAGGCGGGUUUUGAAAUGGACUUACGCAUAUGGAUAUUACUUACCUGAGGAUGAGCGCGCUAAGAGACAAUUUUUUGAGUACUUGCAAGGUGAGGCUGAGUCUGGCCUGGAAAGGCUUCACCAAUGCGCAGAGAAAGAUCUGCACGACUUCCUUGCUGCUGAUGGCCCUUCAAAGGAAUUUGAUGAGUUCCGGACAAAGUUAGCUGGGCUGACCAGUGUUACAAAAAAUUACUUUGAAAAUUUGGUUAGAGCAUUGGAGAAUGGGCUAGCAGAUGUGGACUCUCAUGGUACUUGUAGCAAGCCAACAAUCCCAAAAAAUGCAGGUGUCAACAAGGGCAGAGGUGGCAGGGGAAAAGGAAACACUAAGUCUGGUGAUUCCAGCAGAAAUACAGAUGAAUAAUGUAAUUCCAAAUCCAGUUCUUCCAGCAUGUACCAGGUAUGCUGCCACAGCUGUUUAAACUUCUAAGCUCUUUUGUUUGUGGGACCUACUUGGACAUACUUCUCCGAGUAAGUUAAAGUCCAAUGGGAUGGUGCUGGAGAAUUCCUUAAAGUUAAGGUUUGGUGGCUCAUCUUUUUUUUCUGAGGCUGCUUAUUGUGUGAAUGAUAUCUAGAUGUCAUUGAAUGAUUGGGAAGGGAAAAAAAAAAAAUCCUUUUAGAACCCAUGUUUAUUGAGGGAGGCAGUAAAUAUGUAGUAUAUAUAGUUCUAUCUAUGUAGAUCAUAAGGUUCUACAACUUGCUGUUAUAGCUAUAAUAAUCUAUACGAACAUUAUCUAUAAUGCAAAUAUACUCGUUUGUGAAAAGAGACUAGCAUCAACAGACUGUUUAAGAUGGUUUUCUUCUCUGCACGUCAUCCUAUCUGCAAUCUGAUAAAUUUAAGGGAUAAUUGUGGGUUUUGUUUGGUUUCGACUGUUGGGUUUGAAUAUAUUGGGGUUAGCGCUAGUGUUUGAUUCUGAUAUAUAUUAAAAUAGUCUUUCAAAGGCCUUAGGCCUUCAACGUGUGUCUUCUCACUUACCUAGCGAACAGUUAUUAUGCUUUUCUGUAAAUUCUAAUGUAAGAUUUCCCUCUUCAAAUGUUAAUUCUCGCUCUUUUCUUU
Molecule: messenger RNA, 2554 nt
Organism: Ricinus communis (castor bean)
Lineage: Eukaryota; Viridiplantae; Streptophyta; Magnoliopsida; Malpighiales; Euphorbiaceae
Product: probable E3 ubiquitin-protein ligase ARI7
Exons: 15
Coding region: 152-1861 (569 amino acids)
Biological process (GO): protein polyubiquitination; ubiquitin-dependent protein catabolic process; positive regulation of proteasomal ubiquitin-dependent protein catabolic process
Cellular component (GO): ubiquitin ligase complex; cytoplasm
Molecular function (GO): zinc ion binding; ubiquitin protein ligase activity; ubiquitin conjugating enzyme binding
Source: RefSeq, a predicted model, not a curated record